AAAGCACUGCUUAACUGCAGCUUCCCCACAUCCUCGAUGGGUAACUCGAAUGCAAGCCACACAGUUGAUGAGGUGCGGGAAGUCACCUUAGCGGAUGGUUCUGAAGUUAACAGCGCCACCAUAGACUCAGACGCUGAGUUUCUGGAGGGGGCGAAAUCUGCAUUGCUAUCCGACACAAACGUCGAAUGCGACUGGAGGUUGGCCAAGAACCUCAAGGAGACUGCAGCUGGUUCUACCACAGCAGGAGCCAUCAUGAGCCAAGAAGAUGAUUCUACCCCUGUGAUAUGGGAUGUGUGCCUGGCUCCAGCGGAGCAAUAUUGGACCUCUGAGAGGGACAAAGCAGUGAAACUGAGGUUGGCUUCAUCAUGGCCAGGAUCUGAGCCUCCCCUCACCGUCUAUCAGAUGUUCCAGAACACAGUGGACAAGUUCGGCGAUUUCCCAGCCCUGAAAUCAAAGAAGGACAGGGCUUGGGUCACACUGACUUAUAAGGAGUACCAGCAGGAGUGUCGGGCUGCAGCCAAGGGUUUUCUCAAGCUGGGGCUGGAACGUUUCCAUGGCGUUGGUAUUCUGGGCUUCAAUUCUCCUGAGUGGUACAUCGCAAACAUUGGCUGUAUCCUGGCUGGUGGACUUGCUACUGGGAUCUACACCACCAACUCCCCAGAGGCGUGCCAAUACGUUGCUCAGAACUGUGAAGCCAAUGUGGUGGUCGUUGAAAACAACAAACAGCUUGUGAAAAUCCUUCAGGUUAAGGAUCAUCUACCACAUUUGAAAGCUAUUGUUCAAUAUAAGGGUGAACUGGAGAGUAAGAUACCGCACGUAUAUACGUGGCCUGAAUUUAUGAAGCUUGGAGCAGAGGUUUCAGAUGCCCAGCUGGAUGCUAUGAUUAACAGUCAGAAGCCUAACGAAUGCUGCACUCUGAUCUACACAUCAGGAACCACAGGCAACCCCAAGGGGGUCAUGCUCAGUCAUGAUAAUAUCACAUGGCUCUCCUAUGCAACAGGCUGUACCUUAAAUCUGAAUAUGGGGAGGGAGUCUUUGAUAAGCUACCUGCCCCUUAGCCACAUUGCAGCCCAAGUUAAUGACAUAUGGGUCGCCAUGAGGUUUGCUGGCACUACAUUCUUUGCUGAACCAGAUGCGUUGAAGGGAUCCUUGGCCAACACCCUGAGAGAUGUACGACCCACAACCUUCCUGGGAGUGCCACGUGUGUGGGAGAAGAUGCAGGAAGCGAUGAUAACCAUUGGUGCAAAGUCUUCCAUUAUCAAGAAGAAAAUAGCCGAGUGGGCCAAGGGCAUAGGACGGGAGGCUAGCUACAAUGAAAUGAACGGCGAUCCCUCCGUGCCCUGGGGCUUCAUGCUGGCCAAUAACCUGGUUCUUCAGAGAGUGCGUGCCGGGCUGGGGCUGGACCGCUGCAAGCUCUGCUUCACUGGUGCAGCUCCUAUCACCAAGGACACGCUGGAGUACUUUAUGAGCCUCAACAUCCCUGUGUACGAACUUUACGGCAUGAGUGAGUGCACUGGCCCCCACACCCUGUCCUGGCAAAACAACUUCCGCAUCACUAGCUGUGGUCAAGUGAUAUUGGGCUGCAAAACCAAGCUGGAUAAGCCAGACACCGACGGCAACACAGAGGUGUGCAUCUGGGGCCGGCAUGUCUUCAUGGGCUACCUGAACAUGCCCGAAAGGACGAAGGAAGCCCUGAAUGAGGAGGGCUGGCUCCACUCCGGAGACCUGGGGAAGCACGACAAAGAUGGCUACCUGUUCAUCACAGGCAGGAUAAAAGAGCUAAUCAUCACCGCUGGAGGAGAGAACAUACCACCAGUUCCCAUCGAGGACACAGUCAAGGAGGAAUUACCUAUCAUUAGCAAUGCCAUGUUGGUGGGAGACAAAAAGAAGUUCCUCUCCAUGCUUCUCACUCUCAAAUGUAACAUCAACGAGAACAGUGAACCCACGGAUGAGCUCACCUCACUGGUCGUGGAGUUCUGCAAGCAACACGGAGUCACCGCCAGCAAAGUGUCUGAGAUCAUCAACAACAAGGAGCCAGCCAUUUACAAAGCCAUCCAGGAGGGACUGGACAGGGUCAAUGCCAAGGCCACGUCUAACGCACAGAGGAUCCAGAAGUGGUCUGUCCUGUCUCGGGACUUCUCUAUAUCUGGGGGAGAACUUGGUCCUACCAUGAAGCUGAAGAGGCCUGUCGUCACAAAAAUGUACAAAGAAGAAAUUGAACAGUUUUAUGGGGAAUAAUGCAUCUGAGUGUAGGAUAGAAAACACUGGACAAAAGCAGCUCCUAAUUAAAGUUUGCGUUGCUCAAUAAUCUCUCUCACUCCACCUGACACACUGAUAGGAGAAGUGUGUCCCAUAGCAAUGCUUCCCUGUAUUUAAGAUGCGUGUGUAGCACUUUCUGCUGAUCACAGCACUUUUUUGUAUACAAUGGGCUCAAAUUAUUGCCCGAACUAGUGCCCAUUACUCGGCACAGCUGUGCUAACUCUACUGUAUCUGUGAAAAUGUUUACCUCUCAAGAUGCUUGAACAAUUGCUGUUAAGUAUAUUGCUGGUGGCUUUGUGGUUACCGUGCCACUCUUUGAUUUUCUUCACCCAAAGUGUCAGCUAAUGUCCAAUGAAAAUUAAAUA
This is a messenger RNA of Electrophorus electricus (electric eel), 2624 nucleotides long. Its product is annotated as long-chain-fatty-acid--CoA ligase ACSBG2-like. Gene Ontology annotation, molecular function: long-chain fatty acid-CoA ligase activity. Gene Ontology annotation, cellular component: endoplasmic reticulum; membrane. The record is from RefSeq and is a predicted model, not a curated record. NCBI's taxonomy places the organism in Eukaryota, Metazoa, Chordata, Actinopteri, Gymnotiformes, Gymnotidae.